AUGAAACGGUUUUAUCAGGAUCACGUUCCUGACGGCGACUUGAAAAACAAGCAACUCAAGCAAAUUAUCUCUACAAUCAAGAAAGUUGGUAACAAGGACAUACCGCACUAUACAAAGCACAGCAGUGGAAUAUUCUAUAGUUCCAACCCGGAUUUUGAUAGAAAGCUAGAUGAAUCACAUGAUCUGUUGGGAGUUGACAAUGGUGUAUACGAUUUCAAAACAAGGACCUUUCGCGCAGGUCGACCUGACGACUUUAUCUCAAAAAGUGUGGGGUAUCCAUAUAUCGAGGAAGGGACCGAGGAACAUGAAAAGAAGGUUAUGGACCUAUUUCGCGACAUCCAACCCGAGCCAAAGGAAUGCCACUACCUUCUGCUAUUUCUGUCGCUGAUGGUUCAUGGUUCAAAUCCCGAAGAGAUAUUUACCGUUUUCACGGGCACGACGCGGAACGGCAAGUCUCUUUUGUCGGAUUUGAUUAUACUCACCCUGGGGGAUUACUACGCGACUGUUUCUAGCACAUUGCUUACAGGAGAGCAGCCUGCAAGUUCAUCGCCGCAAGCAGAUAUCGUUGCUCUCAAGGGGUGCAGAGUGGUUGUUGCAUCUGAACCUGAAAAGGGACGUGCCAUUAACUCGGGAUUUAUGAAGUGGAUUACUGGUAAUGACGAAGUGGUAUGUCGUCCAUUGAAUAGCAAUACUAUCAUUCGAUACAAUCCUCAGUUCAAAGUGGUUAUGUUGUGCAACAAGAUUCCCACUAUGGAUUCCAACGAUGAAGCAGUCUGGGCUCGCAGUCGUAUAGUCGAAUUUCCUACCAGAUUUGUCGAUCAACCAAUUCAAUCUCACGAACGUCAGAUCAAUAAAACCCUUAAAGUUGAUAUCAAAAGCAUCGAGUGGCGUCAGGCAUUCAUCAAAAUACUGAUCAAAUAUCACGAAGAGUAUCCAAAAGAGGGUCUUGUUGCAACCGAGAAAGUUCUCCAAAAGACGGCCGAAUAUAAGGAAAAGUCUAGCAUUGUUCUGCAGUUUGUAAACGAGGAGAUUGAGGAUGCAGUCAAGGGUCAAAACUUAACAUACGUGUCAAUCUACCAACGGUUUUGUGACUGGCAUUCGAUUCAUGAUGGAGGACGAUGUCCUGACUCAAAGUUUGUCAAGGAUGAACUGGCCUCAUUAGGAUGGGAUCUCAAGAAAGUCAAAGUUAACCUUUCGAGCCUAGUCGGCAUUGCAGGUAAGAAAUACAAGAAUGUUUAA
This is a messenger RNA of Synchytrium microbalum, 1239 nucleotides long. RefSeq lists its product as uncharacterized. The record is from RefSeq and is a predicted model, not a curated record. Lineage: Eukaryota; Fungi; Chytridiomycota; Chytridiomycetes; Synchytriales; Synchytriaceae. The transcript has a single exon. The coding region runs from base 1 to 1239 and encodes 412 amino acids.